AUGUCGACAAGUCCGAUGAAUGUUGCUCUUACUAAACAACAACAAUCAAUAUUCACACAAUCUGUUCUCAAUUCAAAUGAAUUAUUGAAUAGUUAUAAACGAGAAACACUAUCAUCUGAAUUUGCUGUAUCUGAAACUGUAACUAUUGAACAAUUAGUUGGAUUUCGUGGUGAUAUACUUGAUGUUCAUAAUUGGACAAAAAAUAAUUUAAUUGAUUUUUUUCAUCAACAAGGGUAUAAAUAUGCAUCAACUCUAUUAAAUAAACAUCAUAUUAAUGGAAAUAAAUUAUAUGAACUUAAACGAGAACAAGUUUUUUGA
This is a messenger RNA of Rotaria sp. Silwood1, 318 nucleotides long. The record is from the annotation of a GenBank genome assembly. Lineage: Eukaryota; Metazoa; Rotifera; Eurotatoria; Philodinida; Philodinidae.